Molecule: messenger RNA, 1315 nt
Organism: Marasmius oreades (fairy-ring Marasmius)
Lineage: Eukaryota; Fungi; Basidiomycota; Agaricomycetes; Agaricales; Marasmiaceae
Exons: 2
Coding region: 628-1248 (206 amino acids)
Source: RefSeq, a predicted model, not a curated record
CACUAGCAUCGGGCUCAGAUAUCGAUCUCCGCGUUUCCUUCUUGUUCACUCUUCUCGGAGAUGGUAAUGUCGGGUUGCUGGCGAUGAAGGCAUCUGGGUAUUCCAGAUGGACCAUCAUGCUGAGUUUUUGGUGAUUUGGCAUGAUACCUUCCAAGGGGCUACCGUUUUUCGGUGGUCUGGGCGGGAAUUCGGCAUGAAACUUUUGGGCCAAUUUCGGUCUGUUUUGGCGUGAAAGAUGGCAAAAACUUGCAUACUCAGUAGCGCUCACUCAUGUCGCCAGUAGCCAACGCGUCAGUGACGGGGCUGUCAACGAACUAUGUUCCACAGUUCGCUGUGUUGAACAUGAAACAGUCGUCCGUUUUUGACUGCAUGACUUGUCAACUGACGGGAAAGAAGUGUCAAGUAAGUAGGAUGGAACGACCUCGUGAAUCUCGUCACAGUCUCCAACCUGUGUAUUCAUUACACCUAUGGCUACCAAGGAACGAACGAAACUGGUCGACUUCAUUUUUCCAAAACCAAGAGGGCCAACAGGUAUAAAAGAAGCCGAAUUUACUACUCACUUUUCCUCACAAGGGUCAUCUACUACAAGCAUCUACUCUUACUUCUCUCUCGUACUCAUCUCCAUACAUGUACUUCUCUUCCUUCUUGACUCUUCUCGCCAUUGUCGCUGCCACCUCUGCGGGUACCAUCGACAAGCGAAAGAACGUUGACCGACCCGACCCAGGCAAUCUUGACCACUGUCCCGGCCACGCAACUGGUGACGCCGACAAAUGCACAUUCGAGUCGCAAUCCCAGGGUCCCGACUCUGUUCUCACUACCAUAGUCGGUGACCCCGUCGACAACUGCCAAGGCGGGACCAGCGAUCUCAAAACGACCAUCGGAGGCGACAAGACUGUCUCCCAGUCUUGGAAGUGGGGCGUGAGCGAAGGGUUCUCUGCGGAUGGCGGCGAAGAGCUUCCGAUCGGUGCAUCGUUCGAGAACUCCGAUACUUGGACUAGAACAGAGGACAAGAAGUUCAGUCAAAACGUUGAAGUCACUAUCAGACCUGGACAAAAGGCUGCUCUAGUUGCCAAAGUGACUGCCAAGACCUACCUCGGUCGCGUUCGUGUUAAUUAUGGUGACCCGACUGGAGAAGCUGGCAAAAAUGACUACCACUUCAUUUGGUAUAAUAAUGGUGUUGGGAGCAUUCAACCUACCGACCAAGUUGUGUACGACCAAAAGAUCGUCAACUGCGAUCAAGAUAUUUAGGAUAGUUACCAUAUUCAUUCUCAUAAUAUAGUAGCAGUAAAUUGAUUUUCACCCAAUUCGUAUCACU